Momordica charantia (bitter melon) is the source of this 1379-nucleotide messenger RNA. RefSeq names its product Myb/SANT-like DNA-binding domain protein. NCBI's taxonomy places the organism in Eukaryota, Viridiplantae, Streptophyta, Magnoliopsida, Cucurbitales, Cucurbitaceae. The record is from RefSeq and is a predicted model, not a curated record.
AAAUUUUUUUUUUCUCGUUGGCGUUUGGUUUUCGAGAAAGUGGCACUGGGAAAAAAUUUUCCCGAGAAAACCCUACUCUUCUCCAAUGAAGCUUCACUAUUCUCUACUCUUAUCACUUUCGACACUGUUGCUGCACUGCUCUCCUUAAGAUGCUGUACAAAUCGGCGAUCUGAGUCUCGUUCUUCAAUCCAUUUGCUACAAUUGGCCUCAAUCUCAGUUUCCUCGGCUGAACUUGUGCUGGACGCGUGGUAAAGUGGUCAUCACAAGCAUAUAUCCAACGCAUGUCUCUAGAUGACUAAAAGAAUGGAGUCAUAUGACCUUCUAGGGCAGAGAAGGGAUGUAAAGCACAAAGGAAGGAAUGUUGUUUGGUCAGUUGCAAUGGACAAGUGCCUCAUUGAAGCCCUUGCUGUUCAAGCCAGAACUGGGAAUAAAAUCGACAGAUGCUUUAACGAAAAUGCAUAUACAGCUGCUUGUAUUGCUGUCAAUUCUUGUUUUAACUUAAACUUGAACAACCAGAAAGUUAUCAACCGCCUUAAGACGAUUAAGAAGAGGUACAAGGUAAUCAAGGAUAUUCUUUGUCGAGAUGGGUUUCGGUGGAAUCCAACUUCGAAGAUGAUCGACUGUGACAGUGAAGACCUUUGGAAGAGAUAUGUGGCAGCGCACCCCGACGCGAGAGGACUCAGAGGGAAGCCGAUAGAGAUGUAUGAUGAACUGAACAUUGUGUGUGGCAACUAUCAGGCCCCGAGUCAAUGGGCUAAGAUGAAGGAUGGAAACCAUCCACUGCAGGUCAGGAAUUUCGAAGAAGAGUCUGCAUCGUUUCACUCCCCUAGCUCUGAAGAUCUUAGUGAAACAGAUGAUACAGAGUCAUACACCGGACCAUCUGAAUAUGCAGAACUACCCAAUGGCAGUCAGGAACCUCUGCAAAACAAUCUACCGAGACAACAUCCGAAGAGGCCAAGGGCAUCUGAGGCUCUCCAGGAUGCAAUGCUGGCAGUGGCGUCCAGUAUUCGUCGCCUGGCUGAUGCAAUGGAACUAAGCAAACACACGAUAGAUGCCAACGAACUCUUAGAAGCCGUGAUGGAGGUCGAUGGUUUGGAGGAGGCCAGACAGAUGUAUGCCUUUGAAUAUUUAAAUGCUGAUCCGGUGAAAGCCCGAGCGUUCUUGACGUAUAACGCUCGGAUGAGGAAAAUAUAUUUGUUUCGCCAGUUUUGGUGGUGGAAGUGAUCUUCAACUAUCAUAAAAUUCUUGUGUACCAUUUGAAAUUGUAUUGAACUUGUUUGAUGGUGUUAAAAUUUACACAUUAUUGGAACCAUAUCUGAUUGGUAAUUCUGAAUGUAAAUGUAUAGAUAAAUUCAAUUGAAGAUGGAUCAUUGCCCAAA